AUUCAAGUGUGGAAGCAUGCAGUUGUAAAUACUUGCACUUCAAAAUGUAUAUUGGGAUAGGGGUAGCAAAAUGUUGGGAGCAUCAGAGCAGUUCCUAAAUACACUACAGGCAAAAACUUAUUUUGAUAUCAGACCAGAGUUUCUUAACAUAGUAUCAAAAAAACACAUUAUUUCAAAAAACUAUUUUCCCUAUCUAAAGAGGGUUUAGUUAUUUAACAAGUUAGGAGCCCAACAUUUCCCAAACUUACUUGGCCCCAUAACUUUUGCUGCUGCUCUUGUUCUUUGGAAACUGUCAGUAUAUUUGGAUGAUAAUACUAGUGGGCUGUUAAAAAUAAUUUUUAAAUCAUUUUACUCUAACAUAACUUACUCACAAUUAUCUAGAGGAGUGAGAGGAUACUAGAUCAACAAACAUGAGCAAUGUUGAAGAUUUUAACAGGAAAUUAAGUAUGGACUGAACCACAGGAAGUAUACAACCAAAUGCCUUUAUGUCAUCUGUCUUUGAGCUUCAUCGGUUUCAUUAGGGUCACUUCCAAAGUGGCCAGCUCAUCUCACCAGUUAUCUUUCUUAAUGCCUUAUGUUAUCUUCCCAACAUAAAAUGAUGCUUGUUACAUACAAUAUAAUGAGCUCAUUAUAGUGAAGUUAAUGACUGUGUAUAAGUGAAUUUUAUAAUAUUGUAAAUGUGUUUUCUUCAAAUAUUCUUUAUCCUGACGAUAGAACCAGAACAGAAAAAUUAAUACUCCCCUCCCUUUUAUCAGCUUUACCUAAUACCAUCAGAAGCUUCAAUAAGUAAAUGCUUUUUUGUCCUUUUAAAGGAAAGUAUUGUCCUUUCAGGGGUAAAAUCCAAGGAGGCUUAAGUUAAACUGGGUACUCUAUAAAUAAGCCACACUUGUUAUAUAAACUGUUGAAAGCUUAUAUUUUACUAACUUCUCUAUCCUUAUAAAUGAUUACUCAUCUAGUUCCUUGAGUUUUGUUUGUGUUUUAAACUUUAAUCUCAAUUAAAGCUAAAACUGUUAUCUCUCCAGAGAUACUGCCAAAAUGUGAAAGAUCAUUACCUAAGAAGUACACAUUAUUGGUCUAUCCAAAUAGACUUUUAUUUUACCUUGAGCAGUUUUUCCUGUGAUACUAUGACCUUGGUAUCAAUAUGUUUACAAAUUAUGUCAUAUUUGUAUACAAUUAAACAUUUCUUUAUUUAUGAUUGGUUUUAAUUAAACUUUAUUUUUUCCUAAUAUGCAAAAUAUGCAAAAAUCAAAGUUUGAUAUACUAGUUAUAUUCUUAAUAAAUAUGAAAAUAAUAUUAAAAACCAUGCACCCCUUAAAAUCAUCCUAUGUAUUGCCAGUCGAUGUCUAGCACACACCUUGGAAAAUAUUAACAUGGAAAUUUCCUGCCAUGGAAAUAAGGGAUGAGAAUUGGAGUGGGAAAAUGUGAAGAUAGCCUCUUAUAACUUUCCCUCCUAUCAGAUAUGUGCAAAAUAAUUAAACAAAAAUUAUUUGUUUACUUUGCACUGCUUCCUGCAGAAAAGAAGAGAACUCUUAAAAUAUUUUGAUCAGAUGAAUUUUAUAGUCAAGGACUAUCCAAAGCAUGGAGUAAGAUACAACUCUAUGUGAUGAAUUUCUAUGUGAGUUUCUAUAUGAUAAAUUAAUACGCCAAAUGAAACAGUUUAUUGAAACAUGCAACUUUUUAAAAAUAAACAAACAUCCUCCAGAACCAAAGACUGAUGCUGUUAAUGCUUUAGACAUGUGACAUAUGUGUGUGUACCUCUGUAUGUUUAAUUUUCUUUCUUUCUAAUCAAGUGACCUGUUCUCAUUUGGUUAAGUUUCAACCACAAGACACCACUGUAUGCUUUUUUUUUUUUCAAGAUACACGUCACAGCACACCAAGAAAGGGGGAACUUCCAGUGUCUGUGGUAACAUCACUUGAUAAACAGACUCCUUUAAACAGCAAGUGCCUGUCUGCAUUCUACUAUAUAAAGCAGCAGAGACGUUGACUAGCGCAUAUUUGCUAAGAGCACCAUGCGCGCAGCAGCCAUCUCCACUCCAAAGUUAGACAAAAUGCCAGGAAUGUUCUUCUCUGCUAACCCAAAGGAAUUGAAAGGAACCACUCAUUCACUUCUAGACGACAAAAUGCAAAAAAGGAGGCCAAAGACUUUUGGAAUGGAUAUGAAAGCAUACCUGAGAUCUAUGAUCCCACAUCUGGAAUCUGGAAUGAAAUCUUCCAAGUCCAAGGAUGUACUUUCUGCUGCUGAAGUAAUGCAAUGGUCUCAAUCUCUGGAAAAACUUCUUGCCAACCAAACUGGUCAAAAUGUCUUUGGAAGUUUCCUAAAGUCUGAAUUCAGUGAGGAGAAUAUUGAGUUCUGGCUGGCUUGUGAAGACUAUAAGAAAACAGAGUCUGAUCUUUUGCCCUGUAAAGCAGAAGAGAUAUAUAAAGCAUUUGUGCAUUCAGAUGCUGCUAAACAAAUCAAUAUUGACUUCCGCACUCGAGAAUCUACAGCCAAGAAGAUUAAAGCACCAACCCCCACGUGUUUUGAUGAAGCACAAAAAGUCAUAUAUACUCUUAUGGAAAAGGACUCUUAUCCCAGGUUCCUCAAAUCAGAUAUUUACUUAAAUCUUCUAAAUGACCUGCAGGCUAAUAGCCUAAAGUGACUGGUCCCUGAAGGGAAUUAACAGAUAGUAUCAAGCGCAGAAGGAAUGUGCCAGUAUGGCUCCCUGGGUGAACAGCUUGGCCUUUUUUGGGUGUCUUGACAGGCCAAGAAGAACAAAUGACUCAGAAUGGAUUAACAUGAAAGUUAUCCAGGCGCAGAGUUGAAGAAGCAUAAGCAAGACAAAAACAGAGAGACCGCAGAAGGAGGAAGAUACUGUGGUACUGUCAUAAAAAACAGUGGAGCUCUGUAUUAGAAAGCCCCUCAGAACUGGGAAGGCCAGGUAACUCUAGUUACACAGAAACUGUGACUAAAGUCUAUGAAACUGAUUACGACAGACUGUAAGAAUCAAGGUCAACUGACAUCUAUGCUACAUAUUAUUAUAUAGUUUGUACUGAGCUAUUGAAGUCCCAUUAACUUAAAGUAUAUGUUUUCAAAUUGCGAUUGCUACUAUUGCUUGUCGGUGUUAUUUUAUUUUAUUGUUUUUGACUUUGGAAGAGAUGAACGGUGUAUUUAACUUAAGCUAUUGCUCUUAAAACCAGGGAGUCAGAAUAUAUUUGUAAGUUAAAUCAUUGGUGCUAAUAAUAAAUGUGGAUUUUGUAUUAAAAUAUAUAGAAGCAAUUUCUGUUUACAUGUCCUUGCUACUUCUAAAAACUUGCAUUUAUUCCUCAGAUUUUAAAAAUAAAUAAAUAAUUCAUUUAA
Molecule: messenger RNA, 3337 nt
Organism: Pan troglodytes (chimpanzee)
Lineage: Eukaryota; Metazoa; Chordata; Mammalia; Primates; Hominidae
Gene: RGS1
Product: regulator of G protein signaling 1
Exons: 5
Coding region: 2010-2639 (209 amino acids)
Source: RefSeq, a predicted model, not a curated record